Molecule: messenger RNA, 5541 nt
Organism: Leptopilina heterotoma
Lineage: Eukaryota; Metazoa; Arthropoda; Insecta; Hymenoptera; Figitidae
Gene: spir
Product: protein spire
Exons: 13
Coding region: 427-3159 (910 amino acids)
Biological process (GO): actin nucleation; cleavage furrow formation; establishment of meiotic spindle localization
Cellular component (GO): cell cortex; cytoplasmic vesicle membrane
Molecular function (GO): actin binding
Source: RefSeq, a predicted model, not a curated record
GAUUCAGAAAACUGCUCUAUAGGAAAGGAUUGUACAUUUUUGUCGACCCAGAUUCCUAAAAAGUUGGGAAUAAACGAUUCAUUUUAAUAAUUAAUUGUUGAAGGAAAUAGGGUAAAUAAUAAUAGAGUUAAUAACUGAAUAUAUGAGAGGUGAAGAAUUGUCAAGAAAUUUGCAGUGUUAAUCAUUGGAAAUAAGCCUAAUGUUCGAAUAAAACUAUAUGUGUAAUAAAAGUGUCAAGUUUUGUCAAGUUUAUCGGUCAUGUUAAUAAUGUUUGUUUCCAAUCUGUUUCUUAGUGGUUAAAUAUUCGUCCGUUAAUCAUGUUCUUAAUUAAAAAAUAUUGCAGUUUUCGAGUUUAACAAAGCCAAAGAGGUCAACAUUUAUAAAGAUUUUGCAAACUGUGAAAUUGAUUUUAAUCGUUAAAAUAUUAUGACAAGCAACGAAGCAAAAUCUAGCGGAGGCAUGAGGAACUUGGGAGGAAAUUUCUCGAGAGUUAAUUCAAAGAUGAAGAGAACGAAAAAGCCUAAAUGCAAACUUGAUUCGAACAAUUGCCUCAAUUUGAAAGAUGUCUUGCUUUCAUUCAAUGGACCAAUAAGCCAAGAACAGGCCUGGGCAUUAUGCUAUCAAGCUGCUAAAACAUUUCUAAAUCUUUCACAAAAUGAAUAUCGCACAUUAUCCGAUUCAUCUCAUCUUUUAUUGCACAAGGAUGGAAGUGUUCAAAUGGACUUUGAUAGAGAUUCCAGUUGUUCACCUGUUUCGGAAAAGGAACUUGUAUUCUCAUUGGGUUUAGUCAUUUUUGAUGCGUUAGAUUUUGGAUUAGAAGAAGAGGAAGAAAGACCAAUUUCUCCAGAUUUAAAUACACUUAUAAGUUUAAUGACGAGUGACAAUCAAGAAUGUCGGCCCGAGGAGGAAAGAUUACAGGAAACAGAUGACGAAGGAAUAGAACGAGAUUCGGGAGAAACGGAACUCGAUGAUUUAAUAGCACAGAAUUCAAACGGUUCUUAUUCCAAUGAUAUGAAAUUGUGUUCCCUUCAAAAUGUUCUACUUAUGUGCGAAAGGCAUGUGGGCAAUAAUGAACAAGCAGAUGCACAUUAUCAGGCUGUAAUUCGAGCCUUUGUAACAGAGGCUCUGGAAUUAUCGCAGUUUCUCGAAAAAGUGGCCUACGAAAAGCAGAAAUCAAAUUUUCGUGAUUCAAUCACGGGAGAUGGUACAAAACACUGUGAUACAGUUUGCGAAUUAACUUCACUUGAUUUCGCGGACUGGGCAAGGUUCUGGGUUCAAGUAAUUGGAGAGCUGAGAAGAGGCGUGAAAUUGAAGAAAGUGGAAGACGAUUUGGGUCGACGAAAUUCCAUUCGCGGCAUGGCGAAAGGAGCAGAAUUUGAACUAACGCCGUAUGAAAUACUUAUGGAUGAUAUUCGAAAACGACGUUAUCAUUUGAAGAAAACACCUGAACCGAAACCACAAAUCAGAAAAGACGCACGUGCAAUUAUUCUCGAUUUCAUUCGGAGCAGGCCUCCUUUAAAAAAAGCAUCUGAGAGAAAAUUGGCACCACUGAAAAGGGAAGCUACCUUACGAGAAUUGCUGAUGGAGAGUAUCAAGAAACCACCUAAACCUCUAAAGAAAAUUAGAGUUCGCAAUUCUCCUAUUAUUGAAAUGGCAUUUGAAAAUGCUCACGCACAAGAAGCAUCUGUGAUUGAAUCGUCGAAAAGGUCGCAGGGAAAUCUCGAAAGUGUUGACUCGACAACUAGACAGCCUAGAAAAUUAAUUCCAGUGGAUUUUGAUCUGAAACUCGAUGGCGAGGAAGAUGAUGAUGACAAUGAUGACGAUGACUUUGAAAUUUCCAAGUUCGAUGACGACGACGAUGAUGACGAUGAGGAUGAUAAUUCCUCAAAUUAUUGGCAUUCCAAAGAGCGUUACGCGUGUGGCAAGGGAAAACUCACAAUGGACCUUUGCGAGGAUUGUCACGAUGAUGAUGACGAGAAGGAUUCGGCGAAUCCCUGGCGGAAAACUGGAAAGCUUCGUCUCACGAAAAACGAGUAUCAUCGAUUCUGUGACGCGCAACUUGAAUCUUAUGACUUGGCAACGCAAUGUCCGUCGAGAAGAGCGUCUGCCAGAAAACACGCGACUCGAGGAAAUAGUUUAGUACUUCCGUCGUUUUCCGGCACAACUUCUCUUCCACAUUCUCGGCCGCACAGUCGUCAACAGACAGCAGUAGUCGGCACAAAUUCAAGUCCAGGUGUGCACAGUCCAAAUGUGAGCUUGAAUAUUAGUCCAAGACUGAGUCCUCAGCCAAGAACGAGGCCCGUUCCGAAACCUAGAGAGAGUAUCGAUAGUGAACUUAAUUCCAAUUCAAAAGACUGGGAGAAGGAAAAUUCUGAACAGAAACCGUCUUUAAAUGACAUGUUCCUUGAUGAUCGACUUUCGUUGACAUUAGAGGAGAUAGUUCACAUACGAAGUGUUUUAACAAAAGCGGAAUUGGAGUCUUUGCCAGUCGAAGGCCGAGUGAAGGAAGACGUCGAAAAGAGGCGGGUUUGCUUUUUGUGUUUGAAAACGAGAUUCGGUAUUCUUGGUCCUUGGGGUCAACGUUGUCGCCUCUGCGAGAGAACCGUCUGUGUUAAAUGUUACACCAAGAUGAGAAUUCCAACGGAACAUUUUUCGCACGUGCCAGUUGUUUUACUGUCUCCGGGCAUUUUACUUUCGCCAACGACUUCCGAACCUGAAUCCGGAAAGAAUUCCUGGCUGCGGGCUUCCGGAGCCGUUGGUUCUGCACCAGCAUCGCCAGCAUCUCGUCGUCGAGACUCAAAUUUGAGAAGCGCGACUCCAUCAAGUCCUUUAGUGACGCCUAGUGCUGUUCCCACUGCUGAGUCCACUCCAACUUCACACUCGAAACCGGAACAUCUUCACAGUUCCGAAAAACGACGCUUUAAACCGACUGGCAGUCCAGCAAAAUUAUUCAACACCGCGACAUUUGGAAGUCUCGGGGGCCUGAGUCCAGAGCAACGAUUGAUAGCGGAACGAUUAAGAGGAGUAUCAAUGGUAGUUUGUCACGAUUGUCGAAUUAUGGUAGUUCAAAUAAUCAAGAGUUCGCGAAAUACACGAGCCACUAUACGCAACAAUGUUAUUUCACGAUUAACUCUCAAUCUCUCACCUGCAUACGUUUAAAAUUUUAACAUCAAAAAAACAACAAACAAAAUGGAAUCAGUUAAAAUAUGUUGAUUAUUGUUUCCAAAGAAAUGGAAAAAAAUCCAAUUUUCAUCCCUCCGCUUGAAAGGAAUAGAAGCUGAUCCGCUUCCAUAACAGAGAUGUUCGCCAAUUACCUUAAUUUAAACAUAAACUGUCACGGAAAAGAAAGAAAGAAAGAAAAUUCGAAUUUGUUAAAGUGAAAUAAUUUGGGAAUUAUUUUUCUUUGCAUUUGUAUUUUUUGUUCAAAAUUUGGCAUUUUAAAUAUUAAGGACAGUUUUUAAAAUUUACGCUUCGUCUAAAUCUAAUUUUGUACAUGACUGGAUUUAGUAAAUCUGUCACGUCACAAAUAAUUAAGAUAGUAGUUAGAUAUGAAAAAAAAAUAUAUAUAUAUGAAUACAUGUAGAGAAUAUAUUAUAUGACUAAACUCGUUCGAAAAUUCGUGAUUGAUCUGAAAGAUUAAAAAAAUAAUAUCAAAACAGUUUUUUUGAUCACGAUUUUCCAAUGAGGCUUACUGUUUAUUGAAUCAGUAUGACGAUUACAAAAUGUUGUAAAUGAAAUGUUCAAUAACCAUCUCGAUCACCAAUUAGGUGGUAAAUUGUCUUUCAAGUUUUACUUUUUUUAAUAUUUCCAGUUACUCUUCGAUUCCCUCGAAGGAAUAUCUUUAUAAAAAUCAGUUUCCAAAUAUGAAAAAACUUUAAUAUCGAUUGAUGAUAUUUAAUAUUUUCCAAUAGUUUCAAAUUAAAAAAUCAAAGAGUGGAAAAUUAAUUGUUAACAUAAAAGUAGGAAACUAAUUAAAAUAAUUCGAUUUUUAAAAAAUACUCGAAAGUAUGAAACUUGAGAAUAAUGCGAAUUUUAAAAAAUUGGAAAACUAUUUAUUAUUUAUUGUUAUUUAUUAUAUUUGUUAUCUUUAUUAUCUUUAUUAUCUUUAUUAUAUUUAUCAUUAUUUAUUAUUUAUUUAUUAAUUAUUAAUAACAAGAAAAGAAAAAAAAUUUCCAUUAAAAAAAGUAAAAUUUGAUGGACAAUAUCGAAUCCCCAUCAAUACAAUCAAAAUGUUCUUGUUUAAUUAAUGUGGGAGAUUAUUGAAUCGAAGGAAUAUGAAGGUAAACGAAGUUUCUUCGGAAUAAAAUUGUUUGGAAGUUUUGAACUUUAAUAUUCGAAAGCAUGUUGCUUCCUGAAUAUUAUUCUGAAUAAACUUCGAUAUUGGAUUGAUGAGUACAAUUGAAAUACCUCAGAGUCGUACUGUCUUACGCGGAUUGAUACGAAUGGUUAAUUAAAAAAAAAGCUGGUUAGCUUUCUUCCAAUUUUUCUUUCACAUAAUUCCAUAUAAUGUGAAAUUUACAUUUUCUUCCAAAAAAUAAAAUUUAAACGGCACGCACUACCCAUAUCAUUAAGAGCAAUUUAAAACGAAUGUGUCAAUAUUAGAAAAAUGAGAAAUAGUGAGAAUUCAAUGUGUUCUGUUUCUAUAAUUCAAUAUUUAUGGGUUUUUGUAUAAUUUAUUUAAGAUUUAGUUAUCAAAACAUUCGAAUUUGUAGAAUGUUUCGAAAAACAGUUGUUGUUUUUAAAAGUCUUUGUAGACAAAUAAUUUUGAAAUAUUUUUAUUGAUUUUAUAUUUUAUUAUUUAGAGAUCGUUUUUAUUUAUUGAGAGAAAACUUUUUAUAAAGGAUCGUUGAUCAGAGCGUUCGAUCAUUCGUUUUUGAUCAACUUGAAAUAUCAAUGUUAACUUUUCCAGCUAGUCCCUGAUAUUGUUUGUAAAAUGUCAUCGACUUAAAAAUUUAGUGGUCUAGAAGAAAAUUUAUUGCUAAGAAAGAACAGAGUGAUGAAUAAUUUUGUUGAGAUUCUAAUGGAGACCCGAAACUGUUUUAUUUAUUGUUUAUUAUAAGUUUCAUAUUUUAUUGUAUAUGUAGUUUUAUUUUUAAGUUUUUUGAAAAAAUCGACUUUUACUAAUUUCUUGUAUAAAGUUGGUUUUUAGUGAAUUAUUUAUUUGAAGAGCGAUAUUUGAAUUGAGGACCAAGAGAAUUAUGUAAUUUAGCUUUUGUUUAUUUAUUUGAUAUAUAGUUUCCAGUUAUCGGGUCAAGCGGCCUGACUUGCAACGUACAAAUAAAUCUCUUCUCUUUAUUAAUUUUGAAAAGUGUAUAUGUAUAUACUAGGUAUUAUAAUUCUAUUUUAAUGAAAUCCUGUAUACUGUAUAGUAUCGAACAACUCAAAUAGCAUUUAAUGAGCAAUUAUUUAUAAAUUUAAUUAGAUGACUAUUAGAGAAUCUAUAUGGAAAUAUAUUAUUUAUUUUUUUGUAUGUACCUCUUUCUGGCAGAUUGUAAUCGAGACUUUAGGUGUACAUAAUAAAAUGCAUCGAUGCUACCGUUA